GGUACAAGAUUUUUCUUCACUCUACCAAAAGUUUCAUUCGAUAGAUGGACACAUCAAUCUCCACCAUUGCCUUCAAUUUGAGUUCAUCUUCUCUACUUCUGAUCAAGCAGGUCAACUUUAAUGUCAAUCAACAAUUUGUCUACACUCUACAUCAAUAAAUAGACGUGAUCCAACACCAUUUAUCAUUCAAAAAAUUAUCUCACUUCCAAGUUUAGUUUAUUUAAACUUUAAUAUAGCAACCGUUUGUUCUUUCUUUCUUUCUUAUUGUGACAUAAACUAGUUUUUCUGAAGUCUUCAUCUUCUGGUUACCAACAUGAGCAUAGCUCAAUCUAGUGUUUCUCCGACUGGUUGUGGUGGCCGACGGAUGGUUAACCUAACCUUAAACGUGUUCACCGGGCGGUGGUUCAUGAUGUUCGCCUCGUGUCUCAUCAUGUCGGUCGCCGGAGCAACUUACAUGUUUGCUCUAUACUCAGGGGACAUUAAACACUCCCUUGGGUAUGACCAAAGCACCCUUAAUCUUCUUAGCACAUUCAAAGAUUUGGGUGGCAAUGUCGGGAUCAUAUCCGGUUUGAUUAAUGAAAUAUCUCCCCCAUGGGUGGUCUUGUUACUAGGCGCGGUUAUGAACUUUUCGGGGUAUUUUAUGAUUUGGUUGGCGGUUACGAGGAAGAUCGCCAAACCGCCCGUGUGGCAAAUGUGUUUGUACAUUUGUAUUGGGGCGAAUUCGCAAACGUUUGCGAAUACGGGCGCCUUGGUCACGUGUGUUCAAAAUUUUCCCCAGAGUAGAGGGGUGGUGUUGGGGCUUUUAAAGGGGUUUGUUGGGUUAAGUGGUGCGAUUAUUACACAAUUGUAUCAUGGGUUUUAUGGGUAUGAUACCAAGUCACUUAUUUUGUUUAUUGGGUGGCUUCCGGCCGCGGUAUCCAUCGUGUUUCUUCGGAUUGUUCGGGUUAUGAAAGUGGUUCGACAAACAAACGAGCUCAAGACGUUCUAUCAGUUAUUGUAUCUUUCGUUGGGGUUAGCCGGGUUUCUUAUGGUUGUGAUCAUUACGCAAAACAAACUCCAGUUUUCGGAGUUUGCGUAUGCCGCAACUGCUACCGUUGUUGUGAUUCUACUGUUCGCUCCGGUCGGUAUAGUGGUUAGAGAAGAGUUUAAGAUCUGGAGAAGAAAGGAAGAGGUAGUUAAUCUUAAUCAUAUCGCGGUUAAUAUAACCGCGGAGAACCCGACUAAUGACUAUGCAACCGCGCCUCCGCAAGUGGAAAAGGAAGUUUCGUGUUGGAAAACGGUUUUUGAUCCGCCCGAAAGAGGCGAAGACUUUACUAUCCUACAAGCGGUGUUUAGCGUCGACAUGUUGAUAUUAUUCACUACCACUACGUUUGGUGUCGGUGGGACGCUGACCGCCAUCGACAAUCUCGGCCAGAUCGGGCGGUCGCUUGGGUACCCGAACACAAGCAUCACCACUUUUGUGUCUUUAGUGAGUAUAUGGAAUUACAUGGGCCGGGUUGCCUCGGGUUUUCUUUCCGAAAUGUUACUAGCCAAGUACAAGUUUCCCCGCCCAUUGAUGCUCACAAUAGUCCUUUGCGUCUCAUGUAUCGGUCAUUUGUUGAUUGCAUUCGGUGUACCGAAUGGGCUCUAUGUGUCAUCGGUCAUAAUGGGCUUUUGUUUCGGGGCUCAGUGGCCGUUGAUCUUCGCUAUCAUAUCCGAACUAUUCGGGCUGAAAUACUACUCUACUCUUUAUAAUUUAGGCGGUGGGGCGAGCCCUCUAGGGGCGUACAUCCUCAAUGUGGUGGUGGCAGGACAACUAUACGACAAAGAAGCGCAAAAACAAUUAACCGCAAGCGGAGUGACACGAAAAAGUCAUGAAGAAAUAACUUGUACAGGAGUAGAUUGUUACAAAAUGUCUUUCCUUAUUAUAACGGGUGCAACGCUAUUUGCAUGUUUCAUUUCUUUCAUCUUAGUGAUCCGUACAAGAAAGUUUUACCGAAGUGAUAUCUACAAGAAGUUUCGAGAGGUUGCAGAGGCAGCCCAUACUGAGAUGGUGGUUUCACCGAGCAAACCACCAUCCGGGCCGCCUCCAGAAAGAAAAGGAGGGGAGGAAGACAAUGGUUGAUAUGUGUUAGGUAAAUUUGUAGCCAAUAUACUAUAAAAGGAAAACUGAAUGAAAGAUGUAUGUCUAAUUAAUUCUGUUGUAUAAAUUAUGUUGAUUUCCAACAUAACGGGGAAUCUUAUUAUGAUCUGUUAUGUUUUUCAAUAAAUACUUCUAAAUUGUUGUAGGAAAA
This is a messenger RNA of Helianthus annuus (common sunflower), 2273 nucleotides long. RefSeq lists its product as uncharacterized. Gene Ontology annotation, biological process: transmembrane transport. The record is from RefSeq and is a predicted model, not a curated record. Bases 314 to 2104 code for a protein of 596 amino acids. The transcript has a single exon. Gene Ontology annotation, molecular function: transmembrane transporter activity. Lineage: Eukaryota; Viridiplantae; Streptophyta; Magnoliopsida; Asterales; Asteraceae. Gene Ontology annotation, cellular component: membrane.